UCGAGAGAGAUCUCUGUAAAAGGCUAGAAACCUCCACAACUAAAACCUCGUCUUCAUGUAUAUAUAAAUCUUCGUUUAUAACAGCUGAUUACUUCAUUUCUUACGACAAAGAAAACAAAAGUAAGAAGAGAAAAUUGUUGAUCAAAGAAAUAUGUUUUUCUUUUUUGUGGGAGGAUUAGAGCAGCAGGCUAGGCAGGUGCUCAAGAGCGGCGCCGGGAGGUGCAUAGCGUGCGGAUCACGCGCCGAUCUGGUCGAGUACGACAAAGUGCUGAAGCUAUUCUUCGUGCCGGUAUGGCGUUGGCCGGGAAAGCAGCCGCUGAUGCACUGUAACAAUUGCAACCUCUUCUUCCCUCAGUCGCCGGAGAAGGAGGCGGCGUUGAGGUGUCAGUUCUGUGCUCGUGAGGUGGACCCCGCCUUCAGAUUCUGCCCCUUCUGUGGAUCGAACCUGUGAAUGUCAAAGUUAGGGUUUUUUUGUUUGUUUAAUUUGGGGUAAAUUUAGGGAUUAGGGAUUUGGGCUUUUUCUUUGUAAUAAUAAUAAUUCAGAAAUAUUGUCCAGCCCAUAAUCUACUGGAAGUUUCAUUACAAAAA
This is a messenger RNA of Erythranthe guttata (spotted monkey flower), 588 nucleotides long. RefSeq names its product zinc-ribbon domain protein. The record is from RefSeq and is a predicted model, not a curated record. NCBI's taxonomy places the organism in Eukaryota, Viridiplantae, Streptophyta, Magnoliopsida, Lamiales, Phrymaceae.